Mollisia scopiformis is the source of this 1391-nucleotide messenger RNA. RefSeq lists its product as uncharacterized. Gene Ontology annotation, molecular function: protein binding. Bases 93 to 971 code for a protein of 292 amino acids. The transcript has a single exon. The record is from RefSeq and is a predicted model, not a curated record. NCBI's taxonomy places the organism in Eukaryota, Fungi, Ascomycota, Leotiomycetes, Helotiales, Mollisiaceae.
CAUUCCUUUCCGCAACAUUCAAUCCACAAUCAAACAUUCCUUUCCUUUGUUUUAUCGCGGAGUAGCGGCGCAGUGGUAUCCAUAAAUUUGAAAUGGCAUCAAGAAGAGAUCAAAUUCGAGAGGACAGGAGAUCAGCCUCGCCCAGGGCUGAAACUGAACCAACUUCGUCCAAGGACAAGUCACCGAUCGAUGCUCGCGAUGACCAUGGAGAGGACGAGAGGGUUUCAUCACCCGAAGAUGAUGAUCGCGAUGAAGGAGAGGCCAGUUCAGUAGAAGAUGAAGGUCGUGUGAUCACCACGGAGAAGGAUGCAGAGUGGUUGGAGAAACAUAAUGCGACGAGCGAGCUAUCAGGCGCAGAUGGUUCUGCAGAAGCACCACCUCUACCAGAAGAAGCUAUACCUCCCUUACCUUCCGAAGCCCCUCCUGCAACUGAGCCGGAUGAUGGAUGGGCACCAGUUUGGGAGGAGAGCGCACAAGCCUUUUACUUCUACAAUCGAUUUACGCAUGCGACACAAUGGACGAACCCUAGAGUACCAGAAGCAGGUCCACCAGGUGUAGACCCUGCUCCUGUACCAGCAGAGACUACUCCAGCACCAGCCACGUCAGGUUACAAUCCGGCGAUUCACGGCGAUUACGAUCCGACUGCUUGGUACGCACAACCUGCUGCCCCUGAGCCAGCCGCACAACCUAUCGACCCUUCAGCUCAAUACGCAGCCAGUGCAGCUUUCAAUCGGUUUACAGGUCGGUUCCAAAAUGCUGAGCUCACUCCCGAAAACUUCAAUGAUGAGAAUAAGAGCAAGCGACAAAUGAACGCCUUCUUCGAUGUCGAUGCGGCAGCGAACAGUCAUGACGGCCGGAGUUUGAAAGCUGAGCGCAGUGGCAAGAAGCUGUCGAAGACGGAAUUGAAGCAGUUCAAGGAGAAGCGGAAAGCAAAGAAGGAAGAGAAGCGAAGGGCUUGGUUGAGGGAUUGAAGGAUGAUAUCUUGGGAGGGCGAUUGCAUCUGUUGGCGUUGGUUUGAGAAAUGGAGUUGGAUGGCAGCACAUUGAAGGCGUUGCUUUUAGUGGUCAUAACAUGGGUAAAUGGGAUUUGCUAAUUUUUUCGUUCUCGGUAUCGAAGCCGAUACUUAGCCUUGACUCCUAUGAAGAGGUUAACUGUGGGCUGCAGGAGUGAUUCUUAGAUUUGCUUUGUAUAGUUCACAAUGCGAAGCUAGUCAGUUUCUCGAAUCUGAGUGGAAAAGUAAUUGAAUCAAAUGUCUGUUUUGGUUUGAUAUGUGUAUCUUCUUAAUUUACUCAGAACUGUGAAUUAUGCUCUGUUGUCGUUCUGGAAGAAGCAACAAAGCUGUUAUUGCCUUUCGUCUGAAUUUUCUCCAACCUAUUUUUGGGAGCCAUGGC